AUGUCUUUGAUUCGAAAUUCAGCCAAAAGGUGCAUCAACCACUCUACCCUAUCUACCACUAGAUAUCUUACAAUUUCUGGAUGUGAUUCAGUAGGGACCUGGUCAAGAUACUACUCUUCAUCUGGCAAUUCCAAAACCAAAGAGUAUGGUAAUUGGACUGUCAAAAGACUAAAAGAUGAAUGUCAGCUUAGAAACAUAAAUUUUGAAGGAAAGAAAAAAGACCAUUUGGUAAAAUUGUUACGAAACAGUGACAAACACGUUUUUGCCAACGACAAUCAAUCCAAAGAAGUGAGCGAAUCUGAAAAUUCAUCAAAAAAACCUAAGAAAUCUAAAAAGAAGCUGGCAAAAUCUAGCAAAAGGAGUGACUCUUUGAAUUUUACUGCUCCUGUUGAACCUGUUAUUAAAAGAGUUGAUGACCUUCCUGAUGAAGCUCCCUUAAGUGAUUCAUUUGUGCAAACUGAAGAAAGCCCUAAAAUUGAUGCUCAACUUGAUUCUAUUUUAAAAGAAUCUCAAAAGCAGAGUGAAGUUGCAACUGAAGAUACUGGGCUUAAAAAAGACGAAAUAUCUAUCAAUGGUGAUUCAGAUGUUUUGAUUAACUCUGACGUUUUAGUAAGCAAAUCUGAAUCAUUAGAGAAUGUUACAGAUUUGAAAACAGAAGAUAACACAUAUGCCAUUCAAACAAAUCUAAAUGAAUCAAUUUCAAAGGAUACAGAGGAUUUUAUUUCAAACGAUAAAGCAUUUAAAGCUGAUUCCGAUAAUAAUUUACAAGAUUUUAAAUUCGAUGAACCUAUUGUUGAAAUCAAACCAAUAGAAGAACCUAUUGUCAAAACAGUUGAUGAAACACCCGUUCAAAUUUUAGGAAAUGAUAUUAUAGUAGAUAACAAUAUAUCUCUUGAAACUGAGAAAAAAAUAGACGGGGAGGAUUUAGUGGGAUUUAAAGAAUCAGAAGUAUCAACAUAUUCUUUAUUCCACAGUAAAAUUCAAAGACCAGAUUCAUUGGAGGUUAGUAUUGAUGGAAACCCUCUCCCUGAAAAUAAUUUCAUUGAAAGUGAAAAGGAGAUAGACAAAGAAAUAAAAGAAAAACAAGCAAGUAUAAAAGCUGAACAAUCAUCAGAGGAGCCUGUGAAAAAAUUUGAAGGCAGUCAUAUCGAAGAAUCUCAAAAAGACAAUAACAGUUCAUCCCUUAAAAAGAGUUCCAUUGAGAACCUUUCUGAGUUUAAUGAAUUUAAAUUGGAAAACAAUGAUAGUACCUUGGAAUAUGAAUUAACUAAUAAAAAUGAAGUAGAUGAGUCUACUGAAAAAGAUGAGCAAGUAAAACAGGUUGAAGAACUGCAAAAGAUUGAAGAAUUAAUAUCUGAAGAAUCAUCAAAAGUUGAAAAACCUAUAGUUGAAAAACCUAUAGUUGAAAAACCUAUAGUUAAAGAAGAACUUAUAGUUGAGGAAUCAUCAAAAGUUGAGGAACAACCUAUAGUUGAUAAAUCAUCAAAAGUUGAAGAACCUAUAGUUAAAGAAGAACCUAUAGUUGAUGAGUCAUCAAAAGUUGAGGAGUCUGUAGUUGGACAAUCUAUAGCUGAGAAAUCAUCAAAAACCGAAGAAUCGGUUAUUGAAGAACAACCGAUAGUUAAAGAAGAAGAUAUAAUCAGAGAAGAGCCAAAAUCCGAGGAAACCCCCAAAGUUGAAGAAAAAUCGAAUAAUAAAGAAAACGAAACAUCUGCAGAGGCCAAACUAAGCACUAGAGAUAAAACUCUUCUUGGUGGGUUUUUGGCAGCAGUGAUUAGUUGGUUUGCAUUGGAUUCUUUUGAAACUAAACAAUUGUAG
Molecule: messenger RNA, 1818 nt
Organism: Ascoidea rubescens DSM 1968
Lineage: Eukaryota; Fungi; Ascomycota; Saccharomycetes; Ascoideales; Ascoideaceae
Exons: 1
Coding region: 1-1818 (605 amino acids)
Source: RefSeq, a predicted model, not a curated record